AGAAGCAGUGAACUAAAGCCUGCCUUCCUGGUUGGAGCUGUUUGAGCUCUAACUGCUGGAGAUGAGAGAUGCACUAUACAGAGCGCAGAGCACAGACGGAGCACAGCAGAAACCACACUCACUCUCAGCAACCUCUUACGGACAUGGGAGCUUAGACUUGGACAGCUUGGUUAAUGCCAAACCUGGAGCACUGCCACAGCAUUGUAAAACUGCAGAGGAUGGAUGCUGGAAGGAAUGUUUUUAGAAAAGUGAAGCAGGCGCUGCUUGGAAAUGAAUGAUUAUGGUUUGCUCUGAAAAGCUGCGAGGUUUUGCAGAGCUCCUCUCAUCUCUCUUGCUCUUACAUGUCAUAUGGGACAUAUUCAGCCUCUCUCAGCCUCUUUAUCUUUUUUCUUUUGUGACUUCAUGUCUUCGCUCUCGGUCUACUUGAAGAAGCAUGACUGGAUAUGUAGCGGCUGAAUUGCUCUGAGAUGGGUUUAUUGGCUUCUGCUCAUGGGAAAAUGUAGUCACUGGUACAAGUCUGUGAGUACAAAGAGUGCAUAAGAUGCUCAAUCAACCAUUACUUUUAGCACUGCUUUGAGGUCGUCUCAGUCCAACUGAAACACCUCCGAACUCCCAGCAGCAUUUUUCUUUUAAAAGGCUUACCUGAACAAAGAUUUUUGUCAGUUAUGCUAAAUUCUUCUUCGUCCUUUGAAUUUAAAUCAAGUUAUAUUUCCCGCAGUAAUUAUGUAACCACUUAAACUGCAGCUAUACAAUUCAGUUAUUCGUCCUAGAAAUCUUUUUCUUGAGUAACUACUUUCAGUAACAUUUUUUCAGUAACUGCUGUGAAACUAGAAUUGAAUUAAUGUAGUUAUAAUGAGGAAUUGAACCCAGAAUUGAAUGUGGACCCACAUACAGGCCCUAAAUUAAACUCAUGGUAGCCCUAGUAUUCCUAAUGUUAAAUCAUACAUUUGCGUUGGUUAUCUGUUUGUGCCCGUUGAACAUUCUCCAGUGCUCUUUUUAACUUUUAAUAUGAUGGGCAUUCUUGGACAAAACAAACAACACCUGAGUCUGUGACAGCCAAGCAAAGUCAUGUAAGGAACCUCAUGGCGUAUCCUUACUAUAUCUAACCAUGUGCACAGUGACCCCUGUUCACGUUUGGGGUGCCGCUGUGACUUUGGGGAGUUUCAGUCAUGAAGCCCAGUACCCUCUGCCCUCCUGGCUGCUGGUCUCUCCAUGCACAGCAUGUUCCAGAGCACUCUGCUAGGACCCCUGAGCCUGACUGACGGUCCGGAUCGCAGGCAGUGCAUCCGCAGCCACAUCAGGAUGGUGAUGGAACAGCUGGAGGAGGUUCUGAUUGAGCUGAAGGACGUGGCCAGAGAGCUCAGAGAGGUAGUGACUCAAAUUGACAAACUGACAGCUGGCAUUGACCUGGAUACAGAAGAUGACCCAGAGGAGGACAGAGUGACCCUGGCUUGCAGCAGUAGCAGCAGUGAGAGAGUACUGGGGGACCUUUUCAAAGCAGAAGCUUUUUCUAAUAAUCACGACCUACAUCACUUAUUAUACUACCCUCUCCUAGACACUGCUAAGAGACAAGAAACAGUCCUGCAUCGGCGGAGCUGUGGAGACUUACCUGCUCUAAAUGGACCCAUAAAGGUCCCCUACAGUCCAAAGGCUUCCUGGCUCUUUGGCAGUGGAGAGAAAAUCCACCACUGUGAUAAAGCAUUGUAUCAUGCACUUUGCUGUGAUGAUGAUGAUUUUGAUGAAGAGAGUGGAGGCAGGAGAUUCUCCAGGUUCUCCUCCAAUGACUCUGUUUUCUCUUCUUCUCCUCCACGGCCUCUGAGAGUAGAGGCCUUGACGCCCCGGUCGGCCCGAAAAUGUCAUCUCAGCCCAGGCUCAAAGAAAAAAGCGUUGCGCAGCUGCAGCACUCAAACUGUUUCAGAUAAGAGCACACAAACUCUGUUUCCUUACAGCCCUGCCCGGCAAAGAGCUUCAAGUGACCACAAGCACUAAAACACCUUGUAAAUGUCCUACUGCUGAUAUGAAAAUACUUUGACUUUGAAAUGCGUAUUUAUCUAGAAAAUGUUAAUGUUACAUGUAUCAAAAAUACUUAAUUGCACAUCAAGUUCUUGCUAAUAAACUCAUGCAUUUAGCUAUUUU
Messenger RNA from Pygocentrus nattereri (red-bellied piranha), 2136 nucleotides. Its product is annotated as inhibitory synaptic factor 1. NCBI's taxonomy places the organism in Eukaryota, Metazoa, Chordata, Actinopteri, Characiformes, Serrasalmidae. The transcript has 2 exons. Bases 1213 to 1989 code for a protein of 258 amino acids. The record is from RefSeq and is a predicted model, not a curated record.